Scylla paramamosain (green mud crab) is the source of this 981-nucleotide messenger RNA. RefSeq lists its product as uncharacterized. The coding region runs from base 1 to 981 and encodes 326 amino acids. The record is from RefSeq and is a predicted model, not a curated record. Lineage: Eukaryota; Metazoa; Arthropoda; Malacostraca; Decapoda; Portunidae. The transcript has a single exon.
AUGUGGGGAAAAUCUCCAGAUCUUGCGUCUCAUGCCUACAUGACUACCGCUUCCGUCUUAUCCCGCCUUGGCUUCCUUAUCAACCACAAGAAAUCACAACCAGUCCCAACACAGGACGCAAAUUGGCUUGGUGUCCGAUGGAUCACCGACCAGGGCCUUUGGGGUAUACCCAUCUCAAAGCAAGAACUUCAGGACCUCCUCCACAGGUUUUCUGUGGCUCCUACCACAUCCCGCAGAGAAUGGGAACGUCUCCUCGGAGAACUCAACUUUGUGACACAAAUUCUGCCUCGCUCCCGUCACCUCCUACAACCUCUACUCAAACCUCAACUUCUAAGCACUCCUGCCAACAGGGACAGGAAGGUUCCCAUCCCCACACGUCUCCGCCGGGCCCUACUACCCUGGCUCACACAACCUCUCCUUCAAAAUACCGAGCCCUUUUAUUCCGCUCAAGAUCCUGUCCUCCUAUGGACGGACACUUCCCUCUCAGGAUGGGGAGGUCACACACACUCGGCCACCGUCUCCGGGUCUUGGACUCCCCUCGAGGAACACUUACACAUCAAUCUCCUCGAAGUCAGAGCGGUGCACCACUGUCUCCUUCACCUCAACCUAUCCCAUCAAUGGAUACAUCUCUUUAUAGACAACGCACCAGCCCAAUGUGCAAUCAACAAGUUAUCCUGCAAAUCACUCAACCUCCUCAAGGAGGUGACCCACUUGGUCCACCUUCUCCAGCUUCGCUCUCUGAAGAUCAAGGCCUUCCGCAUUUCCACCCUCCUCAAUGCCAAGGCCGACGCCCUCAGCCGUACUUCCCAUCCACUCCUCAAAUGGGAACUUCCACAGAAGACCUUCCAUCAGCUCCAACUUCUCAGAGGUCCCCUCGAGAUCGACCUCAUGGCCACGACCGAGAACUCGAAGCUACCUCUUUUCAUAUACCCCCACCCUCACCCCCGAGCAUGGGGCCACAAUGCUCUAGCCUGGGACUAG